Prorocentrum cordatum is the source of this 620-nucleotide messenger RNA. NCBI's taxonomy places the organism in Eukaryota, Dinophyceae, Prorocentrales, Prorocentraceae. The record is from the annotation of a GenBank genome assembly.
GUCCGGGCGCAGACACUUUGGCUCAAGCCUUGCUUAAUGAAGCGCUGGCGCGCGGGCGUGCUCGGCCCCCCGAACACCUCGCCCUCAGUCAUGCCGCCGAAGGUGCAUCUGGCGCCUCCGCAGGACAGGAUGGUCUACCCCAGGUACGUGCGGAGGUGCCGUAACCCCGUUCUGAAGCGCAAGAUGAUGCGCAUGCAGCGGUCCAUCUUUGCGCUGAAGCUCAAGGAUCGCUUCCACCUGAGUCGGAUCGCCUCCUUGCGGAGGCAGGUCGCGCAGGCCGGGAAGUUCGCGGACUCCGCGCUGCUCAAGGACGAGGAUCAGAGCCACAUCCGCGCCGUGGCGCUGCGCAACGCAGAGAACAUGGACGACGAGUCCGAGUCUAGCGGCGACUCGGAUUGAUGAGAUUGAUGCUUCUGUGCGGCACGUCUCCGGUAGAUUACAGCAGCUGUUGAUUCAGACUCUCUCUUGUAAAGCCUUCUCUGCUGCUGUUGCCUGAGACUCUCGCUUGUAAAGGCCUCUCUGCUGCAGCUGCCCCAGACGAGGCGAUAGAGGCCUCAGUUCGCCCCUGCCGAGGCCAGCUGUAGAAGGAAAAUGCCCAGCAUAACCAUCGCCAACACCGA